Molecule: messenger RNA, 1560 nt
Organism: Auanema sp. JU1783
Lineage: Eukaryota; Metazoa; Nematoda; Chromadorea; Rhabditida; Rhabditidae
Source: the annotation of a GenBank genome assembly
AUGUUUUUGGGAUUGAUAGCUGCCAUCCUGUUGGUUGUACUUCAUUUUGCAUAUCAGAGAAGACGAAACCUGAAAACACUUGCACGUAGUGGAGUUCCUAUAAUACCAUCUGAUAAUGUUAUAUUGGGAAAUUUAAAAACAUUCAUAUCAUCAACAUCUGUAUUUGAUUAUGGUUUGUUAUCGAAGAAGUAUGGUAGAUCGUUUGGAAUGAUGCUUGGUAUCUUUCCUGUUAUUGUUACAAAUGAUAUUGAUGUCAUUCAUGAUAUAUGUGUCAAGCAUUAUGAUCAUUUUCAUGCUAAAAUGACAAAUCCAUUAGAUCCAGAUCCUAUUUAUUCAACAAAGGUACAUAUGUUCAAUGCAACUGGUGAACGAUGGAAAAGGAUGAGAGCUGUCACAAGCAGAGCUGUUUCAGCUAACAAUAUGAAAGAAUUAUUCGAGAUCGUCAAAGACUCCACUGUUUGUUUCAUUGAUUUUGUGAAUGAGAUGAUUUAUAAUGAUAAUGAUGUCGCAGUAAUCGAUAACAGUCAUCGAUUGUUCCAAAACCACACUUCGGAUGUGUUGAGUCGAUGUGUCUUUGGUCAAAAAACUUCAAUACAUAAGAAGAAUACGUAUCUCAAUCUAUUUUACUCUGUUUUUGGAGAACGUCUGAGAAUGGACUUUUCAAAGAAUACCCUGUCUUGGAGUUUUCCUGCUGUCAUGCGAUUGUAUGACCGAUUUGCUAGCUGUGUAGCUCUCAUUAAAGAAAGAGUCACACGUUUCAAGCCUCAAAACGCUCAAUUCUUCGAACUUUUACACGUUUUGUACCUUUCACACGAAGCGGGAAACCAGAAAUUCGAUUUUCUACAAUUCUUUAAAAAUGCCGAAAAGUUUGAUGAUGCAUUGCCUUUAGAGAAGAAAUUUGGAAGAGUGGAUUUUUCGAAAACUGCUAUUCAGCACGUUCUACUAAAACAGGAAGUGUUGGCACAAUGCCGAUUCAUCUCAAUUGCUGGAUUUGAUACUACAGCUAACACACUAUCUUUCCUACUAUACUUGUUAGCCAACAAUACUCAUUGCAAGACUCGAUUGGAAGAAGAAAUUGAAAAUUGCGAACAUUUGAAUUAUCACGCUUUAUCAUCUUUAAAAUUUCUUCAUAAUUGUAUUUUGGAAACAUUAAGGUUAUAUCCUCAUGCAUCACCAUUGCAUCAGAGACGUUGUAUGGAGUCUAUCAAGAUUAAUGAUGUUCAGUUCGAGAAAGGAAUGAAUGUGAUUGUUGACACUUGGUCAAUCCAUCGAAAUCGUCAAAUAUGGGGAGAAAAUGCAUCAACGUUCUGUCCAGAUAGAUUUGAAUGCUUAACAGAGAAACAAAAGAAAGCUUUUAUGCCGUUUGGUCUAGGACCAAGACAGUGUAUCGGAAUGAGAUUUGCUUUGAUGGAAAUGAAAACAACCAUCUUUUAUUUUUUGAAAUCAUUCAACAUUCUCACGCAAAGCUCCAAAAUUUGCAUAUCUGUGAGAGACACUGGCACAGUUUGGCCGGAUGAAAUACCAAUUGCUUUGAAGAAGAAGUUGAAAAAUGAUGUAUGA